Molecule: messenger RNA, 2374 nt
Organism: Dalotia coriaria
Lineage: Eukaryota; Metazoa; Arthropoda; Insecta; Coleoptera; Staphylinidae
Exons: 9
Coding region: 124-2310 (728 amino acids)
Molecular function (GO): calcium ion binding
Source: RefSeq, a predicted model, not a curated record
UAUUAAAAAUCAUGUUUUGACAGUUUAAUUUAAUGUCAAUAAUUUUUUUCCAACUAUUAAACAUUUGGCUUUAUUUUUUGUGCAAUAUUUCUUUAUUUUUUACUAUUUUGACAAAUUUCCAAGAUGCAUUACAAGCAAAUGAAACUCACCGACGUGUGGCGGAUAUGUAACAAGAUCCGCGCCGCCAUUUUCCGUGUUGGGUUCAAUUUGUGGGAUUAUUAUGCACCUUUGGAUCCAUAUAAAAACGGAUUAAUCUCAGAAUCUGCGUUUGUGUCGGUUCUAAAUGGUCCCCUUCGAUCAACCAUUGGUUUAUCUGAUUAUGAAAUCGGAGAAUUGACUGAUUACUUCCGUGUUUCCGACGGGAGAAUAUUCUACACACAGUUUUGUGAAGUUAUCAACAACAGCGUUCCGGAAUUUACCCAAAACGCAAACCUUGUCACUGGUCUUGAAUGGGAAGACCCACUUCAAGUAAACCGCUUAAGUCAAUCCGAAGAACGCCGUUUGAGUCUUCUCAUCACCAAAGUAGCAUGCGUCGUCAAUCUACGCAAACUUGUUUUGCGUCCGUUUUUUCAGGAUUAUGAAUUAGUUGCGAAAAACAAUGGCACCGUUACACUCGCUCACUUUGCGCGAGUGUUAAACUUUUUAAACAUCACACUAUCCGCUGAUGACUUCAAUUUAUUAGUGAAAAAAUACUUAAAAGACUCCUACACAGUUAAUUAUGUAGCAUUUGUCGCUGCUAUUGAAGAAACAGUUCAAUACCUAGAAAAACAUGGCGUCUUGGACCUCGGAGGUGACUUGAUGAGUCAAUUCCCUGGAAGAGUGAUAAAUGCAGAACUUCCAAAACUUCCACGGCCUGAAAUAGGGAAAGUAAUGGCGGCGAGUGUCUUCGGAAAGCAAAGCAUCUUUCAUCCAGCGUUGGAACUUCCACCACAGACUAAAACAUUGAUUGAAUUGAUCAGAUCCAUCCAGAGAUAUGUUUAUCAGAAUAGAAUACGUGUCAACGAGUGGUUUACAAACUUUGAUCCGUUGGGACAAGGAAAAGUAACGGUUUCACAGUUUCAUCGAGGGUUAGACGCAAUGGGAAUGAGCGGUUUACGUCGGUUGUAUUUAUCGCUACCUGAAGUGAAGACAAUUUGUAUACAAUAUGCAGAUCCGAUAGAUCCAUCGAGGGUGUGCUGGAAGACAUUCGAAGACGAUGUAAAUCAAGUUUUUACAGUCAAAGAAUUAGAAAAAGCGCCAAUGUUACAAGUUGUCUCGCCACCCCGUGAAGUCGAAGAACUCCCCAAUAUCGGCUCAAGAGACUGGGCGAAGGUCGAAGUCUCCCGUCGUGAACUCUGCGAAGAGACCGUUAGCAAAGUUAAGAACCGCAUCAUGCGGCGCCGAAUCCUUCUUAAACCAGUCUUCCGCGACUAUGACAAACACAAUAAUGGUCAUGUUUCACGUUCGCAAAUGCGUCAGAGUAUGCUUUCGAAUGGAAUUCUCUUGUCUGAUGAAGAAUUAUAUGCGCUUGAAGAACGUUUUAAUGAUGAUAUUGGCUUCAAUUACUUUUGGUUCUUGCGAGAAGUUGAACCUAAACCACAUGAGGAACCAUUAUUUACCGGGUUUUUCGAAGCAAUGCAAAAAGUAAACGCUCCGAAGAAAUGCAAACCUGUCGAUCGUAAAGAACACGAUAUUAUUUUAAUCUUGGCGAAGAUAAAAGGAAAAGCAGUGCGUGAACGCAUAAGAGUUUUACAAUUCUUGGAAGAUUUCGAUGUAUGCAACCAGCAAGUCAUUCUCAAAGAGAAUUUCAAGCGUGCUUUGUCAAAUUGCCGAUUUCAUUUGACAGAUACCGAAUAUGAAACGCUGUUUAAAGUGUUUGCGUCGCCGGUUCGACCUGGUUGUGUUGAUUACAAGCGUUUUGCUGAGGUAAUCGAAGAAGCGUUCACGCAAGCAUGUCUGGAGCGUGCUCCACUGAUUAUUCCAGUACAGCAUGUGCCAACGCGUGAUUGUGAACGCAACUUCCUCAACUUCGACGAGCGCCGCACACUUUCAAUCGGCAUUCAGAAGCUGAGCAAGAAGCCGGAAUUGCAGAUGAAUCUAAUGUCGAUCUUUGAGGACUACGACAAGACGAAGUGUGGCACGAUUUCCCAAGAGCAUUUCUUGAAGGCGUUAUCGCUACGAGGCAUGUAUAACUUGAUUUCCCGGUCGGAAUUCGACAUGAUCUGCAAAUGCUUCAGUUUCGAACGUGGAUUACGCGACGAAAUUGAUUAUCGCGCUUUUAUUAAAGCAUUGGAUAUCCUGCAUGCUACUGACAAGUAUAAUCCGUUUUAAAUUGCAAUUACUGUUUGUAAAAUUUGAAGUUUUUGUGAUCAGAAUAAAUUCACAUUUGAAUGUA